This is a messenger RNA of Mustela erminea (ermine), 1791 nucleotides long. It is a transcript of the gene ZBTB6, whose product is annotated as zinc finger and BTB domain containing 6. Lineage: Eukaryota; Metazoa; Chordata; Mammalia; Carnivora; Mustelidae. The transcript has 2 exons. Gene Ontology annotation, biological process: regulation of transcription by RNA polymerase II. Bases 130 to 1398 code for a protein of 422 amino acids. Gene Ontology annotation, molecular function: RNA polymerase II cis-regulatory region sequence-specific DNA binding; DNA-binding transcription factor activity, RNA polymerase II-specific; protein binding. The record is from RefSeq and is a predicted model, not a curated record.
AGCCCACCCCAGCGAGGAGUAAAGCUAGUUGACACCGGAUGUGUUUCCUCCCAAGCGAAGUCCACCUUCCGGCUUGGGCCGCCGCUGCUGCGGGAAGCUGAGCUCUGGCUCUCUGAGUCGAUUGUGACCAUGGCUGCUGAAUCUGAUGUUCUGCACUUCCAGUUUGAACAGCAAGGGGAUGUAGUCUUGCAGAAAAUGAAUCUCUUGAGACAGCAGAAUUUAUUUUGUGAUGUGUCCAUUUAUAUAAAUGACACCGAAUUCCAGGGCCACAAGGUGAUUUUAGCUGCUUGCUCCACUUUCAUGAGAGAUCAGUUUUUACUCACGCAGUCAAAACAUGUCAGAAUCACCAUCCUGCAGAGUGCAGAAGUUGGCAGAAAACUGUUGCUCUCUUGCUAUACUGGAGCACUUGAAGUUAAAAGGAAAGAGCUUUUGAAAUAUUUGACUGCUGCUAGUUACCUGCAGAUGGUUCACAUUGUGGAAAAGUGCACAGAAGCUUUGUCAAAGUAUCUGGAAAUUGAUCUUUCUAUGAAAAAUAAUCAACAUACUGACCUGUGUCAAUCCUCUGAUCUGGAUGUUAAGAAUGAAGAAGAAAACUCAGAUAAAGACUGUGAGAUUAUAGAAAUUUCAGAGGAUAGUCCUAUAAACAUAGAUUUUCAUGUAAAAGAAGAGGAAAGCAAUGUUUUGCAGUCUACAGUGGAGCUGACAUCAGAGAGAAAGGAAGUGAAGUCACCAGAACUAUCUUCAGUAGACAUUGGUUUUAAAGAUAAUGAAAUUUGUAUCCUCCACGUGGAAUCUAUUAGUACUGCCAGUGUAGAAAAUGGGCAGUUUUCACAGCCUUGUACCUCUUCAAAAGCAAGCAUGUAUUUCUCUGAAACACAGCAUUCACUGAUCAAUUCUACGGUUGAGAGCAGAGUGGCAGAAGUUCCUGGGAAUCAAGAUCAGAGCGUAUUUUGUGAGAAUACUGAAGGAAAUCAUGGUACAGUGAGUGAGAUUCAGAAUCUGGAGGAUGCUUAUUCACUGAGGCACCAGUGCCCCAGGUGUCCUCGAGGAUUUCUUCACGUUGAAAACUAUCUGCGCCACCUGAAGAUGCACAAGCUCUUCUUGUGCCUACAGUGCGGGAAAACAUUUACGCAGAAGAAAAAUCUCAACCGGCAUAUUCGAGGGCACAUGGGCAUACGGCCCUUUCAGUGUACUGUGUGCUUGAAGACAUUUACUGCUAAAAGCACACUUCAGGACCACUUGAAUAUACACAGUGGAGAUCGCCCAUACAAAUGCCACUGUUGUGACAUGGAUUUCAAGCACAAAUCUGCCCUCAAAAAGCACUUAACCUCUGUGCAUGGCAGAAGCAGUGGUGAAAAACUACCCAGGCAUGAUCUCAAAAGGCAAAAUCUGCUGUAAUUAGAACCACACCUUGCUAUAUAAGCCUUAUAUCAUAGUUAGGCAAGUUUUUCCACAGAAACGCAGCAUAUGUUAUAUUGCAUCCCCUGCGCCGCCCCCCCAUCUGUGGGUCUUAAUUUUGGUCUGCCUACACAUGUUACUCUUUCUGAACUUCUACUAGCAGUUCCAAAGUGUGGGAGACAUGAUAAAGCUAAUGGGAUGCUGUCUUAUCUCGUACAGUAUAUGUAAGUCGCAGUGGUGUAUCUAGAGAAAUAAUGUUUCACUCUUAAAUAUUCCUGAUUCUAGUGACAGAGAAUCCAGCAGUAUUUCUAAAUUCUGAUUUUGACUUUCUAGAUAAAUGAUGUACAUGUAAAAUCCCAACCACAUAAUAAUUUUAAUCAAUUAGGUUAAUAG